GCGUAACAAUGGCGGUGGGUAUUAAAUGGGAUCCAACUCGGAAAUGGGAGUCAGAUUUCAUCAAAGUAAGUAAAGAUGGUUCUCGACACAUUCACAUGGAGGAUCACUCACUUCUCCCUUCUCGAAAAGGUCAAGUUUUACCACUCGGACGAGUUUCCAGUUGGUGGUAGCCUUUGGAAGUUGCAAAUUGGACCAGGAGGGGAUGGGGAUGGGUGGGGCAGUUCGUUGGCUGUUUACCUGAGUUUGUCGGAUGCAACAAAACCCGCCACCUUCACUAGAGCCAAACUCAGAGUGUUGAAUCAGACCAACCACUCCAAAAACCUGCAGAGACAGCUUAACCACUGGUUUGGAAGUUCUGAUCCGACAUUGGGGUUUCAGAAGUUCAUGCCUCUCAAGGACCUCUCUCAAGAUGCUUCUUCAUCGGGCUACCUUGUGAACGAUACCUUGGUUCUUCAAGCUGAAUUCGAAGAAAUUCGUAAAACUUGACAAAAUCCUGUGUGUGUGUGUGUGAUUCCCAUUUUCACAUUAUGUUUUCUAUCGUGCUAUGAACAUUUUCGGAAUGUCAUUAGUGGCCCAAAAAUAUGAUUCCAAGUCAA
Messenger RNA from Tarenaya hassleriana, 596 nucleotides. Its product is annotated as MATH domain and coiled-coil domain-containing protein At3g58260-like. NCBI's taxonomy places the organism in Eukaryota, Viridiplantae, Streptophyta, Magnoliopsida, Brassicales, Cleomaceae. The transcript has 3 exons. Gene Ontology annotation, molecular function: protein binding. The coding region runs from base 76 to 486 and encodes 136 amino acids. The record is from RefSeq and is a predicted model, not a curated record.